AUGAAAGGAACUACUGAUGUUAGAAAACGUGGAUACCUAAAAAAGAUCAAGAAUUCAAGGAAACGCUAUUACGUAUUGCGUCUUGAUUCUGAAGCCGGUCCAGGUCGAUUAGAAUGUUACGAUAAUGAGAAAAAGUUUAAUCAAAAUGGACAACCACGGAGUGUUAUUCAGUUGUCAGAUUGUCAUAAAGUUACGGAAAUAUCGAACGAUAAGCAUCAGUACUGCUUAGGAUUUUACACCAAUGACGAUUGCUACGGCUUAUACGCUGAAUCUGCAGAAGAAUUGGAAAGUUGGCGAGUGGCUGCUGAAGAAGUGAAAAAUCCUAAACACCAUAAAUCAAGAAGUAAUGAAAAUAUUUGGCAAGUAACCCUCUCAGACCGUGGUAUUGCAAAAUCCAAGCAAUUAGCCGGUGCUUACAACUUGGAAUUAUUACCAAUGGAAAUGAAGUUAUGCCGUUUGGGAUCUGCCAAUACGAAACAACCCUUAAUUUUGAAAUAUUCAUCAAUUCGACGCUGCGGACACUCCGAUAGCUAUUUCUUUAUAGAAACUGGUCGUUCAUCAUGUAUUGGUCCUGGCGAGUUAUGGAUGGACGUUGAUGACAAGGCUAUUGCAGAAUUAAUUCAUGAAAAGGCUUUAGCGUAA
Molecule: messenger RNA, 642 nt
Organism: Trichoplax adhaerens
Lineage: Eukaryota; Metazoa; Placozoa; Uniplacotomia; Trichoplacea; Trichoplacidae
Exons: 3
Coding region: 1-642 (213 amino acids)
Biological process (GO): insulin receptor signaling pathway
Cellular component (GO): plasma membrane; cytosol
Molecular function (GO): phosphatidylinositol 3-kinase binding; insulin receptor binding
Source: RefSeq, a predicted model, not a curated record